Messenger RNA from Vanderwaltozyma polyspora DSM 70294, 570 nucleotides. RefSeq names its product 60S ribosomal protein eL19. The record is from RefSeq and is a predicted model, not a curated record. Bases 1 to 570 code for a protein of 189 amino acids. The transcript has 2 exons. Gene Ontology annotation, biological process: translation. Gene Ontology annotation, molecular function: structural constituent of ribosome; RNA binding. Gene Ontology annotation, cellular component: cytosolic large ribosomal subunit; ribosome. NCBI's taxonomy places the organism in Eukaryota, Fungi, Ascomycota, Saccharomycetes, Saccharomycetales, Saccharomycetaceae.
AUGGCUAACUUACGUACUCAAAAGAGACUUGCCGCUUCUGUCAUCGGUGUUGGUAAGAGAAAGGUUUGGUUAGACCCAAACGAAACCUCUGAAAUUUCCCAAGCCAACUCCAGAGAAUCUAUUAGAAGAUUGGUCAAGAAUGGUACCAUCGUCAAGAAGGCCGUCACUGUUCACUCCAGAUCCAGAACUAGAGCUUACGCCGAAUCCAAGAGAAACGGUCGUCACACUGGUUACGGUAAGAGAAAGGGUACCAAGGAAGCUAGAUUACCAUCUCAAGUUGUCUGGAUCAGAAGAUUACGUGUCUUGAGAAGAUUAUUGGCUAAGUACCGUGAUGCUGGUAAGAUUGACAAGCACUUAUAUCACGUUUUGUACAAGGAAGCCAAGGGUAACACUUUCAAGCACAAGAGAGCUUUGGUCGAACACAUCAUCCAAGCUAAGGCAGAUGCUCAACGUGAAGCUGCUUUGAAACAAGAAGCUGAUGCUAGAAGAUUGAAGAACAGAGCUGCUCGUGAAAGAAGAGCUCAAAGAAUCGCUGAAAAGAGAGAAGCUUUGUUGAAGGAAGACGCUUAA